Molecule: messenger RNA, 279 nt
Organism: Coniophora puteana RWD-64-598 SS2
Lineage: Eukaryota; Fungi; Basidiomycota; Agaricomycetes; Boletales; Coniophoraceae
Exons: 3
Coding region: 1-279 (92 amino acids)
Source: RefSeq, a predicted model, not a curated record
AUGGACAACCUCAACUUCGACGAACCGACCAGGAAAGAGCUCCAGACCUUCAUUGAGAGGGAGCAGGCGCAGUCUCGCUACAACUCCACCGUGCAGAACAUGACCAGCAUGUGCUGGGACAAGUGUGUUACGGGUACUCCCGGGAACAGCUUCUCUCGAGGCGAAGCCAGCUGCUUAGCCAACUGCGUCGACAGAUUCCUCGACGCCAGCAUUUUCAUGACCAAGACUAUUCAAGACCAGCGAGCGCGCCUGCAGGCUUCGCAGCCCGAGACGUUCUAA